Apodemus sylvaticus (European woodmouse) is the source of this 537-nucleotide messenger RNA. RefSeq names its product chromosome 12 C2orf76 homolog (gene C12H2orf76). The coding region runs from base 81 to 461 and encodes 126 amino acids. The record is from RefSeq and is a predicted model, not a curated record. The transcript has 6 exons. NCBI's taxonomy places the organism in Eukaryota, Metazoa, Chordata, Mammalia, Rodentia, Muridae.
CUUCCCCGACUCAAGAGGGAGCUUAUUGCGCACGCGCGGGGAGGAGCCGCGGGGCACGUUGGGAGCAGGUGUCUCUCCACAUGGCUGAGGAGGAAGCCACCAUCACAGUUCGCCUCAUCCGGUCCUUUGAACAUCGGAAUUUCAAACCUGUAGUGUAUCAUGGAGUUAAUUUGCAUCAAACUGUAAAGGAAUUUAUAAUAUUUCUAAAGCAAGAUGUCCCUUCGAGGACCAGCCUGCCACCACCCCUCAGAAAUUACAAAUACGAUACACUAAAGAUUCUUCAUCAAGCUCACAAAGCAAAGACAAAUGAGCUUGUAUUGGGUUUGGAGGAUGACGACACACUCCUGCUAAAGGAAGACAGAACACUGAAGGACUCAGGAAUAGCCAGUGAAACUGAAAUUGCAUUCUUCUGUGGAGAAGAUUAUAAGAGAUACAAAGCUAAUCCCAUCUCGUCCUGGUGAAAACGGCUGGGUACACCUUUGCAUACCUUUAUUCCACGAGUGAUUUAAAAAAAAACAAUGUCAAAUAAAUCUUUAA